AUGAAGUGGUUUGAAGGAGACAUUCCAAGAGCUAUUCAGCAAGCCAAACUCAACAAGUCAGUGUUCAUCGUUUUCAUUACAGGUGAAGAUGACAGCUCAGUUGAGAUGGAGUCCUACUUGCAUACAGAUGAUGUCACAGCAGUUGUUGAAGGAAAUAACGGGGUGGCAGUCAAGUUAUUAGCAAACAGCAAUGAUUGCAAGUUCUUCUCACAGAUUUAUCCUGUUGUGGUCAUUCCAUCAACAUUUUUCAUAGCAGACACAGGGCUUCCAUUGGAAGUGAUUGCUGAGUGCAAGUCACACGAAGACUUCCUAGCGAAAGUGAAGAAUGCCGUGGAAAUGCAGAAGAGAGCAACAAGUUCCCAGGCUUCACAUUUAGCACAGCAGCCACAGGCAAGCACAGGAGCAUCCCCAGUGGUGGCUUCAGCUGCUGGCGAUGUGAAUGAGGAUGUAGAUGGUGCUGUUGCUGCAACAAGGAGUGGGAGUGGUGAUGAUGAGGUCCCUGAAGACACAGCUGACACAGAACAAAGUUUAGAAGACAAGGUCGAAAGAGCCAAGCAACUGGUGGAAAAGAAACGAGAAGAGAAGGUUAAAAAUGAGGCUGAGGAGGAGCGACGGCGAGAGGUGGAGAGAAGAACUACCGGGCGUAGUGUACAAAAAUUGCAUCAACAGCAAAGAGAAAUGGAGAUGCUGGAGGCAAAGAUGGAGUUGAAGAAGGAUAGAGAGGAGGAGAAACUUGCACGGAAAAGAGUCAAAGAGGAAAUAGAACGGGACAGAGCAGAGAAGGCUGCUAGAUUCAACAAGGAGAAAGAUGAGAAGACAAAGCUUGCAGAAGAGGCCAAGAAAAAGAAACUUCAGGAACAGCAAGCUGCAUUAGCAGAAGAGCAGGCACGAAGGAGUGAUACUGCCAGAAUUCAGUUCCGAAUGCCAGAUGGAUCUUCUGUGACACAGCAGUUUUCUGCAACAGAUACUUUUGCCUCCGUGCAUCAGUUCAUUACCCAGCAUGUGGGCAGCCCGGUGACACUGUCAAGGACCUUUCCACGACGUACUUUCACCACAGAGGACCAAACCCUCACCCUACAGGAGCUGCAGCUAGCCCCAUCUGCUGCCAUCAUGGUCAUUCCGGGAGGAGUUUCGACCUCUGUGGUCAGAAGUUCUAGUGGUAUCUUCAGCUUCUCCGGCAUCACUGGCCUUCUGCUGGCCCCAGUGUACUUUGUGUGGAAUAUCAUUGGGUCACUUCUUGGCCUGUCACGGCCAUCUUCAUCUGGUUCUGCUCCUGCAAAGACGAGGUCAGCACCAACUUCUUCAGCUCGGGGAGGAGACAGAGAUCCAGGGAGGAAGGCCCCAUCACAACGGUUCCACAACGCAGAAGAUGAUAGUGAGGACGAGGACAGAGCCACAUGGAACGGCAACUCCACACAACAGAUGUAG
Candidula unifasciata is the source of this 1428-nucleotide messenger RNA. The record is from the annotation of a GenBank genome assembly. Lineage: Eukaryota; Metazoa; Mollusca; Gastropoda; Stylommatophora; Geomitridae.